Molecule: messenger RNA, 2265 nt
Organism: Acytostelium subglobosum LB1
Lineage: Eukaryota; Evosea; Eumycetozoa; Acytosteliales; Acytosteliaceae
Exons: 2
Coding region: 1-2265 (754 amino acids)
Biological process (GO): mitotic intra-S DNA damage checkpoint signaling; resolution of meiotic recombination intermediates; double-strand break repair via break-induced replication
Cellular component (GO): Holliday junction resolvase complex; nucleus
Molecular function (GO): 3'-flap endonuclease activity; zinc ion binding; DNA binding
Source: RefSeq, a predicted model, not a curated record
AUGGAUGGUAUAGAUAGGAUGCCAUUAUCAGUUGAAGAUUGGAUAGACAACAUAGCAAAGAUAUCUAAAUUCAAGGAAUUCCUCUUAACAAAUGGAUUCGAUCAGUUUGAGAGCAUCAUGUUGAUGGAGGCCUCCGACUUUAGUUCUGACUUUCCAAAUGGCCAUCGCAAGCUCAUCCUUAGCAAGGUGGACAAGCUUAAACGAUUCGUGGAGGAAAGGAAUAUCAAGUUGCCCAAUGAUCAAGACCCAUCGGAUAACAUGGAGGAACUGCCUCAAAGAUUGGAGCCGUCGCAGCCGCACAUUGAAGUGGACAACAUCAAGAAGUUGUGCUCACAAGGAAUGGAUUUCACAAGCCAGGAGGGUGUCGUCACUGCGGAAAUCAGUGGAUCACCUUCAGACACUGGAGAGAGUCCUAACUACAAUGUGAUGAUUAGACUGCAUCCCAAUGGCACGGUAGUGGAGUCCACCUGCGAAUGUCCACACCAAACUGGCAAGCAAUUGUGUAAGCAUCGCGUUGCCAUUUUGUUGCACAUCAGCAUGUCCAACAAGAAUGAUCAGGAUCAGGAUCAGGGUCAGGAUCAGAUGGAUGGACAGGGGCAAGAAUAUAGCGAGAAUAGCAGUAGUGGAAGCAACAACAGCAACAACAACAACAACAACAAUAAUAAUAAUAAUAAUGGCAGCAUGGAUGAAGGGGCGGUGGGAGAGGAUGACAACGAGGAUGAUGCACCCGUGGUCGUCUCGAGACAAGUAAAUCGCAAGAGGAAGACCAAGAAGAAGCGUGCUUCCUCGUCGGACGAUGAGGAUUAUGAGAGCAAUAAUGAACAGUACUCUGGCGACGACGAUGUGGUCAAGGAGAAGAGGAAGAAGAAGCACAGGACCGGCAACAGGUUUGCCAAGAUCAGACUGGACUCAGACAAAGCGGAUAAAUGGGUGCCCAAUUUCCGUAACGCCGCUUGGGCACUGCUCGUUGCGUUGUACAAAUACGAGAUGUCGUCCGAGAGCAUGGACUACACGCCGCCCACACGAGAGGAGCUGACUGCCAGGGCCAGGGAGUAUUUUGAGUCUCCCUCCAAAGCCAACCUGUGGCGCGGCAUGGCACAACUUAUCAAACGUGAUAUGGUCGAAAUCACUGGCAAGCGAUCGGAGCGCUACGACCUGUCACCAAAGGGCCGAGUGAUGGCCAAAAAGGUUACCGAGCUCAACGACAAUGGCACUAUGAACCUAGUCGUUGAUGACGAAGACGAUGAACAAGAUCAACAGAGUGGCAACGACACAAUCGAUGACAUCAUGGACUUGGGCGACACAUCUGGCGAAAACAUUCAACAGCCAGACGAUCCAGAUCAGUACGACGACACGAAUGACAAAGAUAUAUACUCAUUGAACGAUUGGAGUGACAGCGACACUGAGCUUAUCGACUUUAUGCUCAACAACACACCUCUCACCGCCGAGCAGGCCGAGACGAUACACAACGCGAGCAUGAACAUCAUCAGUGUGCUGCUGCUCGUGGACAAUAGAGAGAUCAAGAAAGGAAUCGACAACUCAAAGCUUCUGCGAGCCCUAUCACUGAGGAAGAUCCCAUAUGAGGUGCGCUCGCUACCACUGGGCGACUUCCUCUGGGUGGCCAGGGUGCACAUGAGCGAUGACCCGCACAAGACCAUGUUUGAUGUGGUGUUCAACGUGAUCAUCGAACGAAAGCUACUCUUUGACCUCAAAGAGAGCUCAGCGGAUGGACGCUACGCCGAUCAGAAGUAUCGUUUGGAGCGCUGUGGCCUGACGCGCGUAUUCUACUUGGUGGAGGGCGACAACACUGAGAGGAAGAUCGAUCCGGUGUUCAUGGAGAACUGUCUUGUGGAGACCAGUAUAAACAAUGGAUUCCAUCCAGUGACAACAAUGGACGAGGACGACACUGUGCGGAUGUUGGAGAACAUCCAUAACAUGCUACUGCGCGAGCCUCUCAAGCAUCUGACAGACACGUGCUUUGAGGAGUUUGUGAGCAAGGCCGAGCACACACCAAUCACAACACAGAGCGCGUUUGCCAGAUUCCUGCUGAACAUCAACAGCAUGACCGAUGCCAAGGCACUGGCUAUCGUCAAUCGCUACCCCACAAUGAACUCACUGCGCAUUGCCUACGAUGAAUCGUGCGCCACCAAAGAGGAUCGCGUCAACAUGCUCACACACAUCGUUGCCAAUGAUCAACGAGGUACACCAAUCAGUCAAGUACUCAGUCGUCUUGUCUACGAGGUCUAUCAUGGCAAUGAAGCUUAG